AUGCCUAUGUCACUGUGUUGCCCCCUUGUCGUGUCUUCCGCAGCGACGAUUGUGAUUAUUGAGAAAGUGACGACUCCUCGGAAGGUAGAAACUCGUGGAAGACAGAUUGUGGAAGGGCAAGAGCCGGAAGUACUGAUACAGCAUUACCGUGGACAGAACCCACAGCUUGAGGAGAAAGUAUUGGGAUCCCCUGAUGCUCCUUUCCUCCUUCAUGUGGUGAAUAUAGGCGACAGUCGGGCAGUCUUAGCGACUCCGGAUGAGUACUACGAGAUGACGAAAGAUCACAGUCCCAAUGAUGACAACGAAAGAAAGCGCAUUGAGGAAGCCGGUUCAACUGUGACCAGCGUCCGAGGGGUUUUUCGGAUCGACGGCGUUAUCACUUUGAGCAGAGCGCUCGGCGACUUUGAUUUCAAGCAGCCCAGUGCCAAUGGUGCUACAGCGAUGGUUUCUAUACCGGAUAUCCGGUACUUCUAUGCAACUUACAACGACGUGAUUGUCCUGUUUUGCGACGGAGUAACGGAGCCGGCAACAGUAGACUGGAGUACUGUCGCGCAGACUGCUCGGACAGUCCUCUCCCAGACACGAGACGUUGUCCAGACGGCUACAAGCGUCGCCCAUUUGGCGUAUAACGAAGGAUCAGAAGACAACAUCAGUGUCAUCGUUACGCAAUUGCUGCCCCAACCUCAAGAUGCGGCUGCAAAGCUCCUAGCCCAGGCGUGGCAGGGGGAAACACCAAAAACGCUUCUGGAGGAAGACUGUAGCAACAGGCUUGAAACAGAGAAGAACAACUUUUUUCUGCCUCUGUUUUAG
Messenger RNA from Besnoitia besnoiti, 810 nucleotides. RefSeq names its product protein phosphatase 2C domain-containing protein. The coding region runs from base 1 to 810 and encodes 269 amino acids. Gene Ontology annotation, biological process: protein dephosphorylation. Gene Ontology annotation, molecular function: protein serine/threonine phosphatase activity. NCBI's taxonomy places the organism in Eukaryota, Apicomplexa, Conoidasida, Eucoccidiorida, Sarcocystidae. The transcript has 5 exons. The record is from RefSeq and is a predicted model, not a curated record.